AUGGCCUCGGGCGAGCAGGCAGCGCCCUUCCUCCUCGCCGUGGGGGCCGAGCAGCAGGCACGCCGUGGGGGCCGUGGCAGGUUCCCGUCUCUCGUCGCCUGCGCCACCGCCGGCAUGAACGUCGCCUUCAUCGGCGAGAUGGGCCAUGGCCGUGAAUGGGUCCCACGGGAUGGCUUCGUCGGCACACGUUGCUGGAACUACACCAACGUCAUCACCGACAUCUACACUUACAGGUGCCUCAACCCCCAGCCUUGCCAUGUUGAGUUCGAUAUCUUUGGAGCAUGCCAGCUUGGGUGA
Messenger RNA from Miscanthus lutarioriparius, 297 nucleotides. The record is from the annotation of a GenBank genome assembly. Lineage: Eukaryota; Viridiplantae; Streptophyta; Magnoliopsida; Poales; Poaceae.